This is a messenger RNA of Eutrema salsugineum, 1443 nucleotides long. Its product is annotated as dnaJ homolog subfamily B member 13. Gene Ontology annotation, molecular function: protein-folding chaperone binding. Gene Ontology annotation, cellular component: cytosol. The coding region runs from base 232 to 1263 and encodes 343 amino acids. The transcript has 3 exons. The record is from RefSeq and is a predicted model, not a curated record. Lineage: Eukaryota; Viridiplantae; Streptophyta; Magnoliopsida; Brassicales; Brassicaceae.
UCUCCACACUCCGAGAAGAAACAUGAAUCGGUUUUUUUAAGACUAAAACUAUUCUCUCUCUCUCUCCCCCUUUUCUUCAAAGAAGGAAGAGGAACAAACCCCACAACAGCUGAAAAUUCACAAGAAACAGAGCAAAGUUUGGAUUCAUCUUCUCCUCCUCGUGAGAUAGAUAGAUAAUCGGAUUCAGGAAAAGUGAAGAAGCGAAAGAGAGAAGAAGAAAAAGAAGGUCGGAUGGGAGUGGAUUACUACAAGGUCCUCCAAGUCGAUCGCAGCGCCAGCGACGAUGAUCUUAAGAAAGCUUACAGAAAACUCGCCAUGAAAUGGCAUCCCGACAAAAAUCCUAAUAACAAAAAGGACGCUGAGGCUAAGUUCAAGCAGAUCUCCGAAGCUUACGAGGUUCUAAGCGAUCCACAGAAGAAAGCGGUAUACGAUCAGUAUGGUGAGGAAGGGUUGAAAGGGAACGUGCCACCUCCAGAUGCUGGUGGAGCCACUUACUUCUCCACCGGGGACGGUCCAACGUCCUUCCGGUUCAACCCUCGAAGUGCAGACGAUAUAUUUGCUGAGUUCUUUGGGUUCUCAAGCCCAUUUGGUGGCGGCGCUGGCGGCGGCGGCAGAGGUACAAGAUUCUCUAGCAGUAUGUUUGGUGAUGACAUAUUUGCCUCUUUCGGUGAAGGAGGAGGAGCUGGUGGCGGGUCAAUGCAUCAGCAUCACGGUGGAGUCAGGAAGGCGGCUCCUAUCGAAAACAAGUUGCCUUGUAGCCUUGAAGAUCUUUACAAAGGAACCACCAAAAAGAUGAGGAUCUCCAGGGAGAUUGCUGAUGUCAGCGGCAAGACGAUGCAGGUGGAAGAGAUUUUAACCAUUGAUGUGAAGCCAGGGUGGAAGAAAGGCACAAAAAUCACAUUCCCCGAGAAAGGGAACGAGCAACCUGGUGUGACUCCAGCCGAUUUAGUCUUCAUCAUCGACGAGAAGCCUCACCCAGUUUUCACUAGAGAAGGCAACGACCUGAUAGUCACACAGAAGAUCUCACUUGUUGAGGCGUUGACCGGCUAUACAGUGAACCUGACAACGCUCGAUGGUCGGAGACUGACAAUCCCUGUUACCAGCGUGAUACACCCUGAGUACGAGGAAGUGGUUCCAAAGGAAGGAAUGCCGUUACAGAAAGAUCAGACCAAAAGAGGAAACUUGAGGAUCAAGUUCAACAUCAAGUUCCCCACAAGAUUGACCUCAGAGCAGAAGACAGGAGUGAAGAAGCUUCUCGGAUAGAUUUGAGUUGUACAUUCGGGGGAUAAAACACAAUGUGGAGCAGAAGAGGAAGGUGAAGAGUAAAGCUUCUCAAUACUGUUGUGUCCUUUUUCGUCGAUUUUGUAACAUAAGAACACGAUUGAAUUACUCGUAAUAAAAUUGUGUUGCUUUUUUCUAUAAUAAUCGAAACGACUUUAAACC